Ramularia collo-cygni is the source of this 588-nucleotide messenger RNA. RefSeq lists its product as uncharacterized. The coding region runs from base 1 to 588 and encodes 195 amino acids. NCBI's taxonomy places the organism in Eukaryota, Fungi, Ascomycota, Dothideomycetes, Mycosphaerellales, Mycosphaerellaceae. The transcript is spliced from 2 exons. The record is from RefSeq and is a predicted model, not a curated record.
AUGGGCCGCAGCACCGUCCUCAGCAGUCGUCGCGAGCGAGUCGUCGUCCGCCAGUCUUACUACUGGCCCGACUGGCAACUCAACUUCUGGAUCAUCGUAAUGCUCGCAACCGGCGGGGUCCUCAUCGGUAUCAACGCAAAUUUCAUCAUAAUACAAAAUCGCCUCGAUCACUUGGGAAUACCAUGGAUCAUGCCAUUCGGUCUCACAGUCGGCUCCCUCCUCGUCGUUUUCAUAAUCCUCAUGCUCAGCCUCAUCGUCCAACGGCGCCUGCUCCCCGGUAUCCUUAUCCUCGGCGCGUUUAUUCUGCUCGUGUUGUUCAUAACAGGACUCAUUGAGACUGCGAUUCAGCUUUUCGGGCCAGAGGGAGAUAUCAACAGCAAGUGUCAGACUUUUGUCAUGAACCAGCCGAGCGAUACGAGAAGUGUGGAUACUCUGGCGUGGCUACAGCAGAACUCCAUCUGCCAAAGCUGGUCCGCUGUGUUCGCUUUCUGGGUCGUUGGGUCUGUGUUCUUGGUCUGGCUGAUUGUUCUCGCAUCAAUGGUGGCGCGAGGCGGGUAUGGCGACGAUGAUGGUCGAUCAAGAGCUUGA